UUCAAUUUAUAAAACAUAAAGAAAGUGGUUGUUGUUAUGACAAGUGAGUGUAAACAUUUUGCAUCGCUUUGAAUCUUCCGAGAAGAUUUCGUUUUGCGUGCUUAUAGCCAAAGGACAGGUGAUCAAUUAUUUUAAGCUAUCUUUUCUUUACAUAAAGACAGUUUCAACAGUUAGUUAAUUGAUUCCUUGUAAGGUGGAUUUGCGUAUUGUUUCUCUGGUCAAAGAGUAUAAAAGGUGAAAUAAAAAUGUAAAGACCAGUUGAAUUUUGAUUUCCAAUCUUGGUGAAGGAAAAUAAGAAAAGAAAGGAUGUCGUUUUCUAACAAUUCUCUUUUAAUGGAGAAGAAUGGGACUGGGACUUUGAUCACAAGUUCCAACAUCAAUGCAACUGUUUCGUGUCAGAUGACACAAUAUGGCGAGAAUGAGAAAAUCAUAAUGCGAGUUUACUUGGUUGUUGUAUUUGUAUUUGCAGCCCUCGGGAAUGCCGUCAAUUGCUGCAUUUUAGGAAAAAAGAAGUUUCAACGUGGUGGCGAUGUCUUUGUGCUGUCUCUGGCUCUGUCCGACCUGAUUUACACAAUAAGCUUCCCGUUUAUUUUCUUUUUACGAAUGUCUGGUGUACAAAACCAUCACACAGUUUACACGGCAUCAAAGAUCUUCAUUUAUGGCAGCAUGGUAGUCACAACAUACACACACGCUGUUAUUUCCUGUGAUCGAUUCUGGGCCAUUGCGAAGCCUUUUCAAGCAAGAAGAAUUACAAAGGGAAAGAAACUUCUUGCCUGUACCUUGGUUUGGCUGUUUGGGUUUCUCUUUUCACCACUGUUUUUACUUCAGACAGCAGCCCUGACAACCCGUUCCCAAAUCGUUCAGCUGGUGAGGUGCUGCAUAGGGUGGGUCAUGCCAUUGGUUAUCAUGUGUGUCUUCUACAUCAGAUGUGCCAUUGCGCUCUCAGCACGAAACGUACCAUCAAACUCGGGAGCCAACAAAAGAUUCAAGGAUUCAAGGAAGAUCACAAAGAUGUUUUUUGUUAUCGUCCUGCUGUAUUGUAUUCUUACGAUGCCCAUCGUUAUGAGUCUGUUGGUCAGAGCAGUUGAUUUCUUGGUGUCAGAUUUUGAAGGAGUACGCUGUGGAGAUUAUUCUCUUUUGGUGCGUGUGCUAACACAUCUAAGUGUCUUCAACGGAUGUGUGAAUCCAAUAAUCUACGCAAGAAAUCAUCCAGACAUAAGGAGGUUUUUCAAAGGCGUUUUUGAAGCUUGCUUCUGUCAACGCCAAACUAAUAGCUUGUCAUUUCAUAAAGGUACAGAGCUCAGAAGUUCUUCUUCAAAAGAGUAACAAAUACAAGACAAUUAAUCAAUACCUGUGAUAUGUAAUUACACUCGGUUUCUUUUGCUUUCAUAUUUAUCGGUCCUUUUUUAACCUUUUUACGUUGCAUCGUCAGCUGACUGUUUUUCUUGUGAUGAAUUAAUCAUAUAUA
Messenger RNA from Rhopilema esculentum, 1468 nucleotides. RefSeq names its product galanin receptor 2a-like. Gene Ontology annotation, cellular component: plasma membrane. Lineage: Eukaryota; Metazoa; Cnidaria; Scyphozoa; Rhizostomeae; Rhizostomatidae. The record is from RefSeq and is a predicted model, not a curated record. Gene Ontology annotation, biological process: G protein-coupled receptor signaling pathway. Gene Ontology annotation, molecular function: C-C chemokine receptor activity.